AGUGAUGCGUGACUUUAACCUUCAUUUCCAAAUCAACACUAUUUAGGAAAUAUGAUAAAUGCUUAUCUAAUACUCGGAAACAUUCAUUAUCAAAAUCCUAAUAAUACAAUUAUUGUUUUUUUUCUUUUUUGGUUAUUUUUUAUUUUUUUGCCUUGGUUUAUUUAAUGAUGAUUAUUGAUAAAUACUUGUUGUCUCUCCCUCUCCCUCUCCCUCUCCGAUUCUCAACCCUUGUUUUAAGAUUUUAGAGAGAGAAAGUAACACCAAACGGCUAUUAUUAUUGACGGUUCGAACUCCUCUCAACCUGCAAAAACACCCCACAACACACACCAUCUUCAACGGCUCAAAACCACCCCAAUUUCCACCCUUUUCUCUCUCUCUUCUCCUCUUUUGCUUCCAUUUUUCACACAAUUUCUCAACUCUGUCAAUUUUAACAGAAACAGGGGAUUCAUUUUCGGGCAUCCAAUUGAUUAAUUUCGUUAAUUGUAGCAAUUUUUAUUGAUUUUUGUAAUUUGGGUUUUUAAAUUAUGGAUGAGGGUUACUAUUGUUCGAAGAAAACUGAUGCAAUUUGUAAUGAUAUUUGUGGCCAGCAGGGAAUUCGAGGCGGGGUGAUGAUAUCAAGAUUAAACUGUAUUGUUAGAGGAAUUGAUAUGAAGAGCCUUCUUCUAAGUUUUGUGUUGAUCCCACUAUGUAUAUUUGGUGUUUAUCUUCAUGGUCAAAAAAUUACAUAUUUCCUUCGACCGCUAUGGGAUCACCCUCCGAAGCCUUUUACUGAAAUCACACAUUAUUACAAUGAGAAUGUGACAAUGGAUACUCUAUGCAAGCUUCAUGGUUGGGGAAUUCGUGAUUACCCUCGUAGAGUUUUUGAUGCGGUUCUGUUUAGCAAUGAGGUGGAUAUGUUAGAAAUCCGGUGGAACGAAUUGUACCCUUUUGUGACUCAAUUUGUUCUAUUGGAAUCAAAUUCGACCUUCACAGGCAUACCAAAGCCGCCGUUCUUUUCUAUUAAUCGUGAAAAGUUCAAGUUCAUUGAGUCAAGGCUAACUUAUGGUACCAUAGGAGGAAGAUUUAAGAAAGGGGAGAAUCCUUUUAUUGAGGAGGCAUAUCAAAGAGUUGCUCUUGAUCAGCUUCUCCGAAUUGCUGGCAUUGAGGAGGAUGAUUUGCUAAUAAUGUCCGAUGUUGAUGAAAUUCCUAGCAGACACACAGUUGAUUUGCUGAGGUGGUGUGAUAACGUUCCUGCAAUUCUUCAUCUACGGCUCAAGAACUAUUUAUACUCGUUUGAUUACCAUGUAGAUGACAAUAGUUGGAGAGCUUCAAUCCACAGGUACAAACCUGGAGUAACUAGGUAUGCACAUUUUCGUCAGACUGAUCUUCUCUUGGCAGAUGCUGGGUGGCAUUGUAGCUUUUGCUUUCGGCACAUAUCAGAUUUCAUAUUCAAGAUGAAGGCAUACAGUCAUACAGACCGUGUCAGAUUUUCACAUUAUUUGAACCCUAAGAGGAUUCAGGAUAUAAUCUGUAAAGGGACAAACCUGUUUGACAUGCUUCCUGAAGAAUACACAUUUCGUGACAUGAUUGGGAAAUUGGGGGCAAUUCCUCGCUCUUAUUCUGCUGUUCAUCUUCCUUCUUACUUACUACAGAAUGCAGAAAAGUUUAAAUAUCUUUUACCGGGAAAUUGCAUUAGAGGAAGUGGCUGAGUUUUCAUGGGAAAACUAAGAAAUUUUUGUGUACAGAGAAACUAUGCAGUUUAUGUGUUUCAUGCUGUUGUUGCUGACAUGUUGCGAAUGCUGUAACUCAUCGCAGAAUAGUAUCUGGCCUCCUGAACAUCGGAAAUCUGGUUAAUUCGCUAGCUUUAUGUGAAUUAGAAUGGCAUGACGGCCAUGACCCCCUCAAAUCUUGUAAAUUUUUAGCUUUAAUACUUGUAUUUCUUAGGGUCUCAUUCUAUAUUGAUGCUCGUGUAUUUGACGACAAAACAUAAUGUUGAGGAAGAAUGUUUUUUUUUGUUACAUUUGGUUGGUUGUUGUGAUGAUAGAAUCCACAUUCCCUGUGUUUUUUCAUCAUACGGGGAGGAUUUUGAUUUAUAACAGAGUCUGAUUUAUUCAUUCAUACAUGAAUAUGACUUGAUUUCUUGUAUCUUACUUCAUUCUGAUUUAAUUUGUUUUUUUUUUUUUUUUGAAACAUCAUUCUGAUUUAAUUGACAGUUGAUUUUAGUUUGAUUAUGGUUAAGCCUAGAUUUUGGCUGAAAAUCAUGCUUGGAAAUUUAAGUCAAAUUCUGUGAACUAGAUAGCAUUUCCAACGUCUUUUAAAUCCAAAUUUGACUCUUCAACUAAAAUUAGUUGUGAAAACACUUAAUAUGAAAUUUAGUGAGAGAUUACUCGAUACUUGCAAUUCAUUAUCAAAAAUAUUUUAUCAAAAAUAGAUAAAGGCCGAAUUUGGUAAGAGAAUGUGCGUCAAUGAAUUGAUAGCCUACGGCCCUACGCGUUCAAACCUGUAAAUGUAUCAUUCUUUAAGAUUUAUUAACUUUCCAAAAAAGAAUUUUAAUUAAUCAAGUUCAUAUUUAUUAACUAUCCCAAAAAAAUAAAAAUUAUUAAAUCUAUUAACUAUUACUAAAACAAAACGUUGCUGACGUCAUCACUGUCCACAUAUCACUCUCACAAUAAUU
Molecule: messenger RNA, 2653 nt
Organism: Chenopodium quinoa (quinoa)
Lineage: Eukaryota; Viridiplantae; Streptophyta; Magnoliopsida; Caryophyllales; Amaranthaceae
Product: beta-1,4-mannosyl-glycoprotein 4-beta-N-acetylglucosaminyltransferase-like
Exons: 2
Coding region: 525-1688 (387 amino acids)
Biological process (GO): protein N-linked glycosylation; N-acetylglucosamine metabolic process
Cellular component (GO): membrane
Molecular function (GO): beta-1,4-mannosylglycoprotein 4-beta-N-acetylglucosaminyltransferase activity
Source: RefSeq, a predicted model, not a curated record